GCUGCCGCCGCUGGAGCUCUCAAAACACUCACAUGCAAAUCAGCGCCAACACUCAGUUUGGAGAUUAUCGACGCGGACUGGUGAAAAAACAACUUAAUAAAGCCCCGAGCUCGAGUCAAGAUCAUUCUCACUGAUGGAGAAGCGUGUUUUAUCGGUUAAAAAGUUGAGUAAAGGUGACUUUCUGAGUUAGUUCGUUGUUGUUUGUUGAGGAGUGAUCCUGGAGCCGCUGUUAUGACAUUGAAAAUUAAUACUUCACACGAAUAUAAUGGUUUUGCUGCUCCAAUCCUCUCAACCGUCCUAAACCCCAGCAUCAGCCGCCUCAGAAAGCACUCUGGAAACUCGAGAGCGUAAAAAGCACUCGGCGAAUCGUCAUCGCAAUAAUAGAUUUUCCAUUUUCCCCGGCUGUCUUCCGCAUCUGUAACCAGCCGCUCAGAGAGCAGACGCUGAUUCUGCUGAUUUGGAUGACGUGAGCGUCGGAGGGGGAAAAAAAUCCAGAUCUGGUCGCCUUUGCGGUUUCGCUCAGACGUCUGGCCGUCACCUCCUUCGAAGCGGAGGAUUCUGGGAUAGCUGUAUGGAGGUGUGAAGGACUGGUUUGCGGGACAUUCUGGCUGGUGGAGAUCAUGGGAAAGGAGCAGGAUCUUCUGCAAGCGGUCAAGAAUGGAGAUCUAGCCACUACACAGAAACUGCUGGCCAAAGUCAGAGCCAGCAAAAGCAAGUUACUGGGCUCCACCAAGAGGCUGAACAUCAACUAUCAGGAUCCAGACGGGUUUUCUUCAUUGCACCAUGCUGCUCUCACAGGAACUACAGAGCUGCUUUCUCUAUUGUUGGAGGCUCAGGCUGUUGUGGACAUCAAGGACAGCAAUGGCAUGCGGCCGCUGCAUUACGCAGCAUGGCAGGGGAAAGCAGACUCGGUGCUGAUGCUGCUGCGGUCUGGAGCUGCAGUUAACAGCGCGUCCCAUGACGGACAGAUCCCACUUCAUCUGGCGGCUCAGUAUGGACACUACGAGGUGUCUGAGAUGCUGCUGCAGCACCAGUCGAACCCGUGUGUGUUAAACAAGGCUAAGAAGACUCCUCUGGAUCUGGCCUGUGAGUUCGGGCCUAUGGGGGUGGCUCAGCUGUUGUUGAGCAGUAAUAUGGUGGCGUCUCUGUUAGAGGGCGAUCAGAGAGACGCGUCAGACUCCAACUGUAACACUCCUUUACACCUCGCCGCUCGCAACGGACACAAAGACGUCAUCCGGCUUCUUUUAAAAGCAGGAAUUGACAUCAACAGAACCACUAAAGCGGGCACAGCGCUCCACGAGGCCGCCCUCUAUGGGAAAACAGAGGUAGUGCGGCUCCUUCUGGAUACGGGCAUCGAUGUGAAUAUCCGUAACACUUACAAUCAGACAGCGCUGGACAUCGUCAACCAGUUCACCGCAUGCCACGCCAGCAAAGACAUCAAGCAGCUGCUACGAGAAGCGACAGGAGUUCUUCAGGUCAGAGCUCUGAAAGACUUCUGGAACCUUCACGACCCCACAGCCCUCACCAUACGGGCUGGAGACGUCAUCACGGUGAUCGAGCAGCAUGUGGACGGACGCUGGAAAGGACACAUUCACGACACCCAGAGAGGAACAGACCGAAUCGGAUACUUCCCACCCUCCAUAGUAGAAGUGAUCAGCCGACGCUCAGGGGGCACCCUGCUUCGACACGCAUCUCUGCCCAGCCACAGACAGCAGCUGUUCUCCAGGCCCACCCUCAGUCCCAGCUUGAGUCUGAGCGGUGCGCCUCAAACCGACGACUCCUACACUCUGUACACCCCUAACCCACACCUGCUCCUGCCCCACGCCAACGCUUUGAGCAGCAACACAGGUGCUCCUCCCAGCAGUCUGUCCCAGCACUUUACGCCCAGCAUGGAGGACGUGUGGGUUCUGAGGAACUCCUGCGCUGCCGGGGACAGAAACAGCGUGGGCAGCACUGGCAGUGUGGGCAGCACCCGCAGCGCAGGCAGUGGGCAGAGCACAGAAAGCAACAGCGCCCCCAGUGGAGCACAACAGCACCAGCAUGCCACCAUCCCUGACGUCAGCAAGGCGGCACCAGCAGCUGCAGAUUUACUACAGCCAGACAAUAACAACCAUCCUGAUGCAUCCACAGGAGCUCCGCGCAGGCCUGUGGUGCCCACACAGAGGGCAGUAGAGCAGGGUUUCUCUCAGCAGUUCGUCCGUCCUCAACAGCUGCUCGAGGGCAAGGAUGCUGAAGCCAUCUAUCAGUGGCUGAGUGAGUUUCAGCUGGAGCAGUACACCGCAAACUUCCUCAGCGCUGGCUACGAUGUGCCCACCAUCAGCAGGAUGACCCCUGAGGAUCUCACAGCGAUCGGCGUGACUAAACCAGGCCACCGCAAGAAGAUUUCCCUGGAGAUCGGCAACCUCAGCAUUCCAGAUUGGCUCCCGGAGUACACACCGCAGGACCUCGGAGAGUGGCUGAGUGCCAUAGGUCUGCCCCAGUAUCAUAAGAAACUCUCGGAAAACGGCUACGACUCCAUAAACAUUGUCCGAGAUCUCACAUGGGAGGACUUACAGGAGAUUGGCAUCACCAAACUAGGCCAUCAAAAGAAGCUAAUGCUUGCAGUGAAGAAGUUGUGUGAUAUCCACAAGGCUCUUCUGCAGGCUGAAUCUGGACAGGGCACACUGCGCCGCAAAACACCCGCAGCCCUUGACCUGGUCACAAUCGAGCCCCCUUCUGAGAGCAGUGACCUCCCCUCGCCCCACACGCCCAAAAUGAUGACUUUCCAGGACAGCGAGCUGAGCACAGAGCUCCAGAGUGCCAUGUCCUCGCAAUACAGCGGCUGCCAAGAUGGACUAGCCAUCAAGAGUGCAGUAGGCAUGUCCUCCAGUCAGGAGAGCAUCGACACUCGCUCUCGAGGGUCUGGACGUUCUCAGGAGCCUCCCAGCACACCCUCGUCCACUUCAGCUCCAUAUAGUCGUUCACGAGAGAGUCUAACGAGCCCCGACAGCAGUCCUGCUAAAGAGCGAAACAUCCCCGAAGGCCGAGAUCAGGGUCCACGUCCCCAGCAGCUCCCGUUCAGCUUUAAAUAUCCAACAAUUACAGCCAAACCCAAUCUGCAAGUCCUCAAUUAUCAUCGUGCACAAUAUAGCAGUGCUACGCUUGAUCGCCACUCUCCUAGCGUGUCCAAGAAACGUACGCAGAGUCUAUCCCGGUAUGCUUUGUCUGAUGGCGAACCAGAUGAUGACGAUGAUAGUGAAGCGGCUCAGCUUGCUAAUGUAACUAUGCCUUCAUAUGCAACGCUGAGCCGAAAACCUACCAGAGGACAGUUAGCACGUCUUCAGUCCGCCCCAGAGCAAUCUGUCGGACGGAGUCACUCUUUUGCAAUUAGGGCUCGGCGCAAAGGACCUCCUCCUCCACCUCCUAAACGUCUCAGCUCCGUCAGCAGCAGCAGCACUAGUGUUGAAACCGUCUCCGAGUCUCCACCUUCUGGAGGAGUGGAGAAUUGCAAGAGUGUAAAGAGUAUAGCUGCGGCGCUAGAAACAGUCCUACCUGUGCCUACUGUGGAGCUCCUUCAGGAGACUAAAACUAGUGUGAUUGAAGGGUCUAAACAGAGACCUCUGAGUGAAAGCGAAUCUAAACCAAUGUCUGGCAAAGCAGAUCCUGAGAGAGCCACAAAGUCAGACUCGGAGGAAGAUGACGGGACGAAGGAUUCAGGACUGGAGAGUUCGUCUUCACCUCAGAACAGCUCCAGUGAAUGCAUCCCGUUUGCAGAGGAAGGCAACCUCACUAUUAAACAGAGGCCCAAAGUUGGAGGACCCCUCAAAAUGGAGACCACCGCCACCACCACUGAGUGUCCGGAGAAAGCCAAACCAGUCAAAACCCCCGACCUUCCAGAGUUCAAUCUCAAAGAGUCCGACACUGUGAAAAGACGGCAGAAGCCAAAGGAUAAGGAGCAGCCGAACGCAGUGUCUGGGGAAUCGUCGGAUUUAGGAUCUCAGGACACAAUGAAGCUCCGCAUCAGUGAAACCGAUGUGAGUCUGCCUUAUGUGGAGCUUCAGGCCAAACCUGUGAAAGCACCUCCGCCUCUUGCCCCAAAACCUCCCAGUCCUCUGAGUCUAUCACGGCACACUUCUCAACCUGAUCCCGCACAUCCAACAGUUGUUGGCUCCAGCGUGACUCUGAGUGUUGUUCAGAGUGUGGCCUUUGCAGCGCCUCCAUCUCCAAUCCCAUACUGCCCUUCAGCAGAAAACACAUCUCAGGGGGUGACCUCAGGAAAUGUUCAGACUCCUGCGGAUGGAGGUCAGGGGUCAACACUGAAGCACCAGCGGCUGGAGAAGACCAGCUCCACCCUGGAGGAAGCCCUGAAGGCAGUGGAGAGAAAAUUGACUCUGGAGAACAACAACAAUGUGGGUGUUUCUCAUGUGGUGAAGUCUGCGGGGAACAUUCUGGAUGACAUCGGGAACAUGUUUGAUGAUCUGGCCGAUCAGCUGGACGCCAUGCUGGAUUAAAGUCAUCAGGGUUUUUUUUUUUAACCAUGUUUUAGACAUCCCAGAAACAGGAGAGUAGAAAUCUACACGAUUGCCUUACAUUUCAAGCAGAGGAGAACUCUCAGACACGAAUCUCUGCCGAUCUCCAUUUCUAAAGACCACACAGACACUGAUCUCUACUUGUUUUGUUGAUUCCUAUUUCAGUUUACCAGCAUAUACUGUUUAUAUAUAUAUAUAUGCGUGUGUUUCUUUUUGUCUUGUUAUUUUAAUGUGUUUGGGGGGCUGGACUGUGGACCAAGCAUGACCCAAAUGAACUGUUCAGAUGAAAGAUGUGCACUUAGGAGAUCCAUUCCUAAAGCAAUAUACAUUUCACACCGCUACACUGAGUCAACACAUUUAUACACUUCACCAAAAAGUUUACUAGUCGAAACAUCUAAAAACUCCUAAAUCAAGAAGCAGUUUCAUGACGAGUAAAACAUAUUGUUUUGUUUUUCAGGAAUAAUACGUCAAAAUUAAGUGAGAUUUUUCGUAAAGCGAGAACAACAAUCUGUGAUUGGGCUAAAUAAUGUUGUUUUAAGUUUGAAAUGUGUUCAUUUUACUCACAUUUAGCUUAUUUUAGGGGAAAAAACUCACUUAUUUUUGACUUAUUUGAUCAAAAAAAUAAACAAAAUGAAAGUUAAAAAUAUAUAUAUUAUAUAUUUAUAUAUAUAAGCAAUAUCACGUAUAUCUCGUAUAUCUCAAUAUCUCGUAGCAGUGCGAUAUGGCUGUAUAUCGGCACUGGUGGGAGGCGUCUGUUGGCUCGAGGCCGCAGGCUGAGUGCCUUUGUGCCCCUGCAGUUCCGAUAUACAGCCAUAUGGCACUGCUACGAGUGUGAUAUUGCAUUUAUACAACAGUUCAUCGGCAUAAUCGUGUUUAUAAAAAAGAAAAUCAUACACGGAGAGUCUCAAAACUACUUUCUUCCACCAUUCAUUCACAUCUGCAGCUGACGUCAGAACAGUCCGUUACUAAUUUACCAGCGUCACUUUAGAGCUAGUGUUUGAAUGAUUCUCUAGCGUAAUGUCUAAAGUGACGACUGUUUUUGCUGACAUUUUAAGAUUAUAAAGCUGAACAGCAUGAAAUGCCAUCAGUCUACUGAGAUUUCCCAGUAUUACUCUGUUGCAAUUAGAAGAUCACAAUAAUUAACCCAGAAUAAGCCAAAACAAACUCUAGCGGAUUACUAUGGUAUAAAUACAGCACUACAACAUACAAAGGAUCGACUUAGAAUGUCACUUACCUGAUUUAUAAUGAUUUGAUCAGCUGUAGUGUUUCUAAUUUAAUUGAGUUUUUCUCCUCUAAGGGCUUAUUAUGCGGUCUCUGUCGCCAUCUUGUGGUGCAUGUGCCUUUGCACUGCUCGGUAUGGCAGGCUGAUGGCCGCCGACUCGCUGAAUCUCCGAAAUUAUGAAUUUUUAAAAUCAGCAUUAUCCUUAUAAAUAAACUGCACAGUUAUAAUCUAAACAACUACAUUAUCGCUUUAAGAAGCCUCAAAUAUACAUUAUGUUGUCCAACAGCUGCAAUAUUUGUCGAACUGUAGUGAGUUUAUUGAUUUGCUGUCAGUCUAUGUGGGUGGAGGAAUACACAAGGGUGAAGAGGCCGUACAAGUGCUGUUACUGCAGAAUAUUGCACGGCUAUCAGCCAAUCAGAUUCGAGAACCAGACAGAACUGUUGUAUAAAAAAAAUGAAAUAUUAAUAAUAUAUUAUAUUCGUUUGAAAAUCCUUUUAUUAAACUAAAAAGGAUUUUUUACCAUAAAACAAUGUAUUAUUAUUAUUUUAUUUAAUUUUUUUGUCAUUUUUUGUGCUUCUGUUUUUUUUUUUUUUUAGAUAUUUCGACUAAAAACAAAAGUCAAUGUUCACUCAAAAGUGUCAAUUCUAUCAGUAUUUAUAGUCAUCAUGCUAAUCCAAAUCACUACUGUCUUUUAUAGAGUUGUGUAAAGCAACAAUUCAUCCAAUGACUGUGCUUUCCAAAGCAUUUAAGCUCAAAAAUGUUGUUUAAUAAGGACUACAUGUGAUUUUUAUACAUUUCAGCAGGUAAACAGCCUUCGGGAGGUGCUUGUCCCUCAUUUUUCUUAAUGACUUCCCAGGUAAAAACUCAUGACUGACGUCGUUCUGUUGAAUGAAAGUGUGCUUUUAAAGGGAACAUGAAUGCUGAAACGCUGCCUUAAUGCACCUAAAGCAGGAACCAUGAACUAUUUUUAUUAGUCUUUAAACUUAUAUUAGUCCAAAAAUAGUAUUUAAACUUUAUCAGAUAUGUAUAUUGUACACUAAAGGUAUAUUUGAUUGGGAAGCAAACCUGUUUGUUGUACCAAAGCAUAUGUAUAUUUUUAUUUGAUGUCAAAUGUCGGAUGACGCUAACGCUAACAGACUGAUCCUGCAGCUAAGCUAAUGGAAAGUAGCAUUUCUACUUUUGCACACGAUCUGAUGUGUCCGAUGUGGGAUAUUUCCACACUCUUCCUCUGUGCCAUAUGUCUGAAUUGAUGUUUUAUUCCAAGUGACGAGAUGUAAUUAAUGGCGUUUGUUUAACUGAAGGCCGAUUUAGCAUUUAGCGCUAGUUUUAGAGCCCAUUUUAAGGCCCAUUCACAUCAUGAAUAAUAACUAUAAUGUGAAACAUAAAUAUUGAUAGAUACAUGGGAAUGAGAUGUGUGGUUAUUAUCAUAUUAUAGUGAUUGAUCUUGGUAUGAACAGGCCUUUAGUCGUGUUGAUAUUAUACACUAGUGAUGUACUUGAUUAGUUUUAAUAUACAGUAACAACACUGAUAUGGGUAGUCCUAAUUUUUGCUAACCUUUUGUAUUAAAUGAAUUAAGUAAUUUUG
Molecule: messenger RNA, 7314 nt
Organism: Danio aesculapii
Lineage: Eukaryota; Metazoa; Chordata; Actinopteri; Cypriniformes; Danionidae
Product: caskin-2
Exons: 23
Coding region: 621-4490 (1289 amino acids)
Molecular function (GO): protein binding
Source: RefSeq, a predicted model, not a curated record